GAGAUAACUAUUUGUCCCAGAAGCUCACAGUUCAGCAGGCCAGGCAGUGCUUCACUGAAGCCAGGACCGAAGGUGAAUCCAUUUGGGAAUGCAAAGCCAAGAGAGGUGAUUCUGCAGGAGAAAGGGAGGGACUGGAGGAAGAUUGACCUCGACCUGGAGCAUCGUCGAAUUGAUAGGUACUAUGCCGUAUGCCCAUAUAUGUAUCCGCCUUCUGUACUUGUGUUCCACCUAUCCACACUUAAGGCUCUGUUUGGUAGCAAAGUAUUUUUGAAGUAUUUGAGCAAUACUACAGCUUGUCAAAAUAUCAGUUUCUUUCAGACCAGAGACAAUGAAGAGAGGGUGUUGGAAGAAGAGAUUAACCUACUUAAGGUGGACCUAAAGGAAACUGAAGGAAACAAUAAUGAUGAGUUGCAAAAGGUUUAUUUGAGAAGAUAUUCCAGAUUGAAAGAUCUACACCUUCUUUCAAAUUUCACCUCAUUUGGAUGAGAAGAUCUGGUUUGGACAAAGGCCUGAUUCUGGACCUGGUAGGGUUACUGCACCACGGCUAACUAAUUGAGCAGGGAUCUCGUACCACAGAGUUGGCGGAAAGGCCAUGUUCCCUGAAAACGUAGAACACUAUCCAAAACCAAUGGAGCAACUGUGGGGAUUCGAGGGGAGCAAAGAGAGAGGCUCUUUUGGUGUCAAUAGUUCUGUUCCUUAUGUCUGCUUAAUUUCAUGAACUUUGUCCAAAUACAAACAAAACCAAACUUCACACUUCUUAGUUGAUAGUUACUUUCUUGGCCAGUGAUUACAAAUUGAUCACAAUAUUGCACCCUUCCAGGCUUCUGAAUUUCCACGAAUAUUUUUAUAUAUUUGUGCAUAUAUCCAAUCAUUUUGCAUCAGCUAGUCGAAAUUACAAACCAUAGUCAUUGAUUUACUUAGAAGGACUGUAUUUUACAAAUAUUUUCUCUCCCUUUUCCAUUUUAUGUUAUUGGUACAUUAAACUGUUUAUGUACUUGUU
Messenger RNA from Lolium perenne, 1000 nucleotides. RefSeq lists its product as uncharacterized. The record is from RefSeq and is a predicted model, not a curated record. Gene Ontology annotation, molecular function: mRNA binding; translation initiation factor activity. Lineage: Eukaryota; Viridiplantae; Streptophyta; Magnoliopsida; Poales; Poaceae.